AUCGCGGCUAGUAAGAAACGAAGAAGCAUCUUGCCGACAGAGAGGAUGGACUUCAAGAAGGGCAAUGACCCCGGGAGUCUUCAUCGACACGGCGUUGGUGCCCAUGCCGGGCUUGGCGGUGCCGUACGCGACGUUCAAGGAGCUGAACGUGAUCGCGGCCACUACACCCAUGAUGUCGAAGAAGGUCGCAUUCGGCGGGCGCGUCCGGCAGCGCCAUGUUCUUCAUGUCGAGGCCGGCGCUGGCUCUCCCCGCUGCUGCUGCUGCUGCUGCUCGUCUCGCAUCAAGGGCUACCAGCCCAUGGCGCGCAGUUAUACCACCUCGAGGAUGGCCAACCGGCCGGCAGCGAGGAGUUUGUCGGCACGGGAGGCGUUGCGCCAAAGUCCAUGGCGGCGCCUUGGACUUUGAAGAGAAUGCAUACGGCUGAGGCACAUAUGGCGCUGUCUGACGAGAGGCCACGUACCAGGCAGAGCUGAGCAACGGCGUCAGAGACUUGUCCAGGUCGAACCCUGGAGACCCCGCUGGACGCAGAGGACGUGGCCUCUCGUGUUUACGCACACACUUCGCGAUU
This is a messenger RNA of Dermacentor silvarum, 569 nucleotides long. RefSeq lists its product as uncharacterized. The transcript is spliced from 3 exons. NCBI's taxonomy places the organism in Eukaryota, Metazoa, Arthropoda, Arachnida, Ixodida, Ixodidae. The coding region runs from base 65 to 406 and encodes 113 amino acids. The record is from RefSeq and is a predicted model, not a curated record.